This is a messenger RNA of Didymodactylos carnosus, 417 nucleotides long. NCBI's taxonomy places the organism in Eukaryota, Metazoa, Rotifera, Eurotatoria, Philodinida, Philodinidae. The record is from the annotation of a GenBank genome assembly.
AUGCGUUUAAUACAAAUAUUAUUGACAGUAUUUUGUGGUAUUCUAUUAGCAAACGGAAUAUUUGAAUAUCUGAUACUUGGAAUAUUUGGUUUAGUAUUUAAUAUUCGAUCAAAAUAUGAUUCAAUACUAUUAAUUCUGUUGGGCAUUCUAUUGUCGCUUUUUUCAAUAUAUGCAUUAAUUGCUAUUUGGAAAAAUAAUAUUAAAUUAUUAAUCGUUUCUAUAAUCAUUUUAAUUAUUCUAUUUAUAUUAACAUUAGUUAAAAGUAUAACAGAAAUAAAUGAAUUGGGAUUACGAUUAAUAAGAACCGAAUGGAUUGCCAUUCGUAUUACAGAAUUAGUUUUAAGAUUAACUGGUAUUAGUACUUUGAUGGUUUAUAUAAUUCAAUUAAAACAAGAUUAUUAUCUGAUUAACUCGUGA